GGGCCCGGCAUAAAACGGAAAACUUGUUAGGAUGGAUAAACUGCGAGGCAACAAUGCGGCUGGCGAGAAUCCCUUCAAGCGCCCGAUGAAUGCCCUCCAGAAGCAGUGGUACCGCGUCCUGCUGGCCCGCCGUGUGGGAUUCGGGCAGCGUCCUCCGCCCGACGAAAAGGAGCUAACGUACGCCGACAUUUGUCGUAAGCGCUAUGCGGCAUCGUUCCGGCGAUACAACGAGUGUUUCCGCCGGGAAAUGGCCAAACAUGAGGAGAUGCAGCGAUGCGCCAUCGACGCCAUGAGGGUACACAGAACCUUUGCCAUCACCACACUUUGGCUGCCUCUGCACUCGAAGCGGGAAAUCAACUCCACGCUGGAAACCCUCGAAAAGGUUCUCACCGCCAAGGAAAGACGACGCCUGCAGGAGAUUCUCAAGCAGGGAGAGUCCUGGCACUCGCACCGCUGAAGCUACAUCCCAGGUCACUACUCAGAUUCAGAUUCAGAUACUGAUUCAGGCUCGGAUUCAGAUUCCGAGCCGUAGUCAUUCCCUGCACAUCACCAUCAUCAUCAUCAGCUGCCACGGCUAAGUGAAUUCCAUUUAGCUUGGAUUUCAGUCUUCCAGGGAGCCUGAUUUUCUUUUUUCACUUUUCCUUCGCUUUGUUCUUGAA
Drosophila mauritiana is the source of this 659-nucleotide messenger RNA. RefSeq lists its product as uncharacterized. The coding region runs from base 32 to 457 and encodes 141 amino acids. The transcript is spliced from 4 exons. NCBI's taxonomy places the organism in Eukaryota, Metazoa, Arthropoda, Insecta, Diptera, Drosophilidae. The record is from RefSeq and is a predicted model, not a curated record.